AUGGUGACGGUAUCGAGCCCUAACAAUUCAGUGGGAAGAGUUGGAACUGUAUUAACAACUGUUGUGGUUGUGGAACUCAAGGUCGUGGUUAUGGUGAUUGAUGAAUGUUCAAACAGACGGAUGAGAAGGAAGAAAAACAAGCUGAGGAGGAGGACGAUUGCGAAGACGAAAAUGAGUAUUAUGAGGAUGGGCGGAGCUGCAUUGGUACCAGAUAUGAAGGAGAAGUUUGGGGAGUACAAGUGUGGGGGUUGGAAAUCUUCAGAGGCCAUGGCAGAGCUAUUGGGUAGCGGUGGAAGUAGUGGUUGUGAAGUGUUAAAUGAGAACUGA
Messenger RNA from Ilex paraguariensis (yerba mate), 327 nucleotides. The record is from the annotation of a GenBank genome assembly. NCBI's taxonomy places the organism in Eukaryota, Viridiplantae, Streptophyta, Magnoliopsida, Aquifoliales, Aquifoliaceae.